GCUUGCAGUUGCUAGAGAAAAGGGACAUGUUAGAGGCUGGGCAGAGCUGCGGGACCGUACGUCUAGUCGGGGUAACGGACACCCUUUCAGACAUGGGCUACUUUGCCCAAAGAGGAAGGAGACGACAUUGAACUCUGUAGCUACAACCUGGGCUCGGUGUGGUGUUUCUGGACGCUCAUAAGCAGGAGUUAUUUAAUGUUUAAAAUGUGGGAGAUGGUGUCGUUACCGAGAGCGAGCUCUCCCUUCCUGUCGUCUAGGACAAGAUGGCAGCAAUGCAGGCGAACUGUGCAUGGUAUGGAUUUAUAAGUCCGUAACAUGUUCAGAGAAGCCCUGGAUUAUACUUAUAGUGACUCUAUGUGAAGGUAUGGCCUCACAAGUCUUGGUCUACCCACCACACAUUUAUCAAACCCAGACAAGUGCCUUUAGCAGUGUGAAGAAACUCAAAGUUGAGCCCAGCAGUUGUGUGUACCAUGAGAGGGCACACCCGCGGACUUAUCUGAACAGCAGAACCCUUGGCAUUGUGCACCCAACAAAACAAGCCCACUCAUUUGUGAGCCGAGACUUGGCAGUGGGCGUGAAAGAGCGUGGAAGACAAGAGUACCCGGUGCAGACAUUGGUGGUGCGUGGCGUACAGAGACAACAGCCCAAAAGAGGAGGAGGAUCAGGCCCAGCUGCGGCCCAGCAGCGAAAGGACGCAGGGGUUGUCCACUCGCAGGGCAAGAAGCAGCAGCAGACAGACACAGCAAGUGGGGGCAGCAGUGGAGCAACAGGGGCAGGAGGAGGGGGAAGGGGAGAGGGCUGCAGUGGAGGAGGUGAGGGAGGUGGAGAGGAAGAGGGUGACAGAGAAGAGAACUGUGGAGGUUUGAACUCAGCUGACAGCUCUCAGCGAUGUGGGCUGAAACGUAAAAGUGAGGAGCUGGAUAACCGAGGGAGCACCAUGCAGAUUGUGGAGGAACUGUCAAUGUUGCCUGCCAUGUUGCAAACGACGAAUGUGGGGAAUGCAACCAUGACUGUGCCUACGGCCGUGGGGGCUGGAGGUGGCCCCUCCAAACAGGGUGUAGGGCCUGGGGGUGUAGGUGCAGCAGGAGGGACGGGAGGAGGGGAUGGGGACUAUCAGGUAGUACAGCAUGAAGUCCUGUGUUCCAUGAAGAAUACUUAUGAAGUGCUGGAUUUCUUGGGACGUGGCACAUUCGGCCAGGUUGUAAAGUGCUGGAAGAGGGGCACGGGUGAGGUAGUGGCUGUGAAGAUCCUGAAGAACCAUCCUUCAUAUGCACGGCAGGGUCAAAUCGAAGUCGGCAUCCUUGCUCGUCUGAGUGGGGAGAAUGCAGAUGAGCACAACCUGGUGCGAGCAUUUGAAUGCUUCCAGCACCGCAGCCACACCUGCCUGGUGUUUGAGAUGCUUGAGCAGAACCUGUACGAUUUCCUUAAGCAGAAUAAGUUCAGCCCGCUGCCCCUGAAAGUGAUCAGACCUGUGCUACAGCAGGUAGCUACAGCUCUGAAAAAGCUGAAGAGCAUGGGUCUGAUUCAUGCAGACCUCAAGCCAGAGAACAUAAUGCUGGUGGACCCAGUGAGGCAACCCUAUAGGGUGAAGGUGAUAGACUUUGGCUCAGCCAGUCAUGUGUCCAAAGCAGUGUGCUCCACGUACCUCCAGUCUCGGUACUAUAGGGCUCCAGAGAUUAUUUUGGGAUUGCCGUUUUGUGAAGCCAUAGACAUGUGGUCCCUAGGCUGUGUGAUUGCUGAACUUUUUCUGGGCUGGCCCCUUUACCCUGGGGCCCUGGAGUACGACCAGAUCCGCUACAUUUCUCAGACGCAAGGUUUGCCAGGAGAACAUUUAUUGAAUGCGGGGACAAAGACAGCACGGUUCUUUUGCAGAGAGUCCGAAUCGCCUUAUGCAGCAUGGAGACUAAAGUCAACAGAUGAGCAUGAGACGGAGACAGGAAUGAAAUCAAAGGAAGCCAGGAAGUACAUCUUCAGCUGUUUGGAUGACAUAGCGCACGUGAACUUGGUGAUGAAUCUGGAAGGUAGUGACUUGGUAGCGGAGAAGGCAGACCGUCGGGAGUUUGUGGGCCUGCUGAAGAAGAUGUUGUUGAUUGAUGCAGAAGAGAGGAUUGCCCCUGCCGAAGCUCUCAGCCACCCCUUUGUGACAAUGCAACACCUGCUCGACUUUCCCCAUAGCAACCAUGUGAAGUCAUGUUUCCACAUCAUGGAUGUUUGCUGGACUCGCCCCAGUGCAUAUGAGGUGACCAACAGAAAUAAAGGGCCUUUCAUCAGACCUGUGACCACAACCGCUGCUGCCUCUGUCAACCACCCAUUCAGCAAGAUGGCCGGUGUCCACACUCAAGGGUUAGCCCCAUCAGCCACCUCAGUGAUGCACCCUGGGAUACCACUGCAGACAGGAAGUGGUCAGUUUGGAUGCAAUGAUUCAUUUCAGCAGGCACUCAUUCUAUGUCCCCCAACCAUUCAAGGAAUCCCCACCAACACAGCUAAACCAGCAGGCUACUCUGUUCGAAUGGAGGCUUCUGUGCCUCUGGUCACUCAAGCACCCCCCAUCCAGCCCAUACAAAUCAGACCUGGAGUCAUCACACAGGCCUGGUCCAACCGUGCACAGCAGAUCUUGGUGCCCACUUGGCAGCAGGUGACAUCAGUGCCCCCACCACCAACCACUUUGGCAUCUGACUCUGUGGCGGGCUCACAGAGAUUGGGUGACUGGGGGAAAGUGCAUCCCCAUGGUAACCAUUACAGCUCCAUGAUUGCACACCCUCAGCCAUUCUUAACCAACCAAAUGACCAUGUCCACCCACCAGCCAAUCAACAUAGGCAUUGCACAUGUGGUGUGGCCACAGCCAGCUGCCAACAAGAGAGCCAAGCCUUGUGUGAACAGGGGCAGCAACUUCUCCCAAAACACGAACAUCCAAAAUUUAGCAUGCCAGUCCCCAAAGAUGGCCGAUACAGCAAAGAAUGUGGAGGAGGCAGAGGAGGAGGCCAGAUGCCCAGAGACAGGGCAUACUGCUGGAGUGGAGCAGGGAACAGAGCAGGUGGAGGAAGAUGAUGAGGAGAACAUUUGUAAAGUAGAGCCAGAUUGUGAGGAGCUUUCAGUUUCGCAGGAGCAGCGGCAGGCCAUGGUGAUCUCUGACCUUGCCAGCCCAACCGUUAGUGUCAUCAGUAUCAGCAGCGACGAAGAGGAGAGUGCACAAAGACACUCGAUGGGGGAGUGUAAGGGUAGUGCAGAUUGUGAGGCGUGUCAGAGCACAGUCAGUAUGGAGAGAGUCUGCUCCCUCAGUAGUCCAGACAGCACGCUCAGCACCAGCUCUUCAGCCUCAGCCCAGUCCAGCACCUCACCCUGCAAACACCCCAACAGUAUGUCAGACGAUGAACAGGAGAGUGGUUGUGACACAGUGGACAGCUCACCUGCCUCAGACACCUCUGGCCAUAGCAACAGUCCCUUCACAGAGCGACGCUUCAUCGCUGACCGCAACCAGAACUGUGAGCCCCGUGUUGCGUGUGUUGCCCCGGAGACCGAGCCUAGCAAGCCAACAGUCCGUACUGUUGUGGUUCCUCCAAUGAGGAUGCAGAACAAUAACAACAACCCUGCUGUCAACGAAACAUCUGGCAACACAGGUCACAUGGCCUGGGAUUACGCUGUCUCAGUAGGCCACAGAGGUACUCACAGUCUUGGAGUCUUCAUGCCAGUCCAAAGUACGAGGCAUUCCUGGGCGACAACAUCACCACUCCACUUCCCUCCUCAACAGGCCGCAGAAGAUCACCCCUGCAUUCCAGCCCCAGCAACAGCAGCCUAUAGGCUUUGGGCAGGUGCAGCAUUUCAGUUCCUGCCAUCAGGAAUGGAAUGGCAACUUUUCCCACCGGAGACCACAGGCCUAUAUCCCUCCCACCAUGCAUGGGCACACAUUCACCCUGUCCCACAACAGCCCAAACCACACUACGGGCCCCCACCCCCACCUUGGGGGCCACCCGCAUUCCCAGCCUACUUUACUGUCCUAUCCCCCGUCUGGUCCUCUGGUCACGGCUGCACCCGUGGCCCACCUCCUGGCUUCCCCUGUAGCCUCCCGCCCCGUCCUCCAGCCCGCCUACAGCAUCUCCCACCCGGCAGGCCUCGUGCAUCAGGUCACAGUGGGCAUCAACCCCCGGCUGCUGCCCUCCCCCACCUUGCACCACCAGGGCCAAUUCAAGCCCCUCUUUCCCCCGCACUCUUACAUCGCCUCGCCCGCCUACGCCAGUUUCCCUCUCAGCCCCACCAAAAUAAACCAGUACCCUUACAUCUGAGCAUGGCUGCCCGGGUCCCCUUCUUAUCGCCUGACGGCUAAGAGCAGGGCAAAUUCUAUCUUAAUCCACAAACAACAUGGUUUUCAUCUCCAAAACCAUGGCACAACCACAGAGAAAGCAAGCUAUUUUUUGAAUCAUGUAGACUUGGGUGAAAUUGAACUUCAAGCUUUAAAAAAAAGAAAAGGAAAAAAAAGAGUUCCAAUGGUGGAGAUGAUUUGGGCAAAAAUUUAAGAAGGAAAUAAUGUAUGAAUGAUUGAAUGAAAGAAUGAAUGAGUAGUUAAACUCACACUUAAUGUGUUUUGCACAUUUGAUAUAUCUUUGCAUUGGAUCUUCUACGAAUACUCCUCAAAACAGGUAAAUAAUUGGGGUGGUGUUGAAUAGUUAGACUUUGCACCCCUGAUCCCAGCUAUUUUUCUAUAUUGCCUUCUUACGUGUGCAAGACACAUCCAUAUUUGUAAAGCCAUCCCAGUCUCUAGCUCUAGAUCGACAGAUGCACACGUCGUCCACAGUGUAUGUUGUACUGCGUUUGAAGUAUUUGUACCUUUUCGGUGUCUUUUGGUGUUAGCAAUGUCAAGUCAAUUAACCGAUUUUAAAUAGGGUUGUUCCUCACGCUGCAUGUGGUCUUGCAUGAGCAAAAAUGUAAACGGAAAGACGCAUAGACGUUGCUCUUAUUGUUUGUGUCACAAGACUCGCUGCAUUGUAUAACUGUCCCCAGCCAUAGUGCCUUACAUAUUUGAGGUUGUUAAUGUUACUACUUAUAUAUGACUAUAUACAUGAAUAUUAAUGUACUGGACUGCAGCACUUGAAAUUCCAAUCAGUCGAUGCAUCCUACGUGUGAGUGUAUAUAUACACACAUGUGUAUAUGUCCACGCAUAGCCUGCAUUGAUGUGAUGUAUCACGGAUAGCGGUGCUUAUUAUUUGAAGUCAGUGUAAAUUUCAGUGUGUAGUGAGUUACUUUUUCUGUUCUUUCAAGAAGAACAGCAUGCUUUGCUGUUGCGAAUGCUUACUGUUUCAUUAAAUUUUUUUUUUCGUUCUCCUUUUCCCGAAUGAACUAGUGUACAAAGUGCAAGUACUGAGUAUUGCUUAAUAUUUGAUAAUCACUUUCUAUUUAGUGAAACUCUUAUUACAAACAGUAUUUGUACUGUUUGAUGAAACUGCAAUACAAUCUAAAUAGUCGUUGAUUCUUUUUUCUUUUUCGUCUUUGUAUUUUCAUUUUGAGUGUUUUCACUUUGUUUCUUAGAUGUUUAGAAGUGUGGUGGGCAUGGCUUUGAUUAGGUAAGGAAAAAAUGCAAAUUAAUUCACGGUAUGGAAUCUUCUAAGCCUAAGCAAACCAUGCAGUAUUUGAUAUACACACAUAUAUGGACAUAUAUAAUAGAGCUAGACUAUUUAGUACAGAUGCUUGAUAAGGUGUGAGUUAAUUGUGUGCAAUUCUCAUUUAUGCAUGUGUGACAAAGUUAACUUUUCCCUUUACAUUAUACCAUUUGUUAAAGGCUUAAAGCUUAUCGGUGUCGACUGCUUAUUUUAUACAUUCCGUCAGGGAGGAUAUAUACAUACACAUACACACAUAUAUACAUAUAUAUAUAUGUGUAUAUAUAUGCUGUGUGUGCAUUUUUCUGUUCAUUUUACUAGUUACGUGUGUAAUUUUUUUUGUCUUUUAUUUUCAAAUGAAGUUGCUUGUGCAGCACCAAAGACUGUAAUUAAUUUCCUGAGCAAGGUAGCUAUUCUGUUUGCAUAGACCUCAGUUAUACUGUAGUUGUAGAAUGGGGUUAAAUUAAAACAAACAAAAAAAUUGUAUUUAAAAAAUGGCCGAGGUUUUGUCUAGCUUAUUGGGCAAUUAAUAAGUCGUAUCAUUUCUUCUUGAAUGUAUCAUAGAUAAGCUGCUAUAUGAUGAUUGCCACUUCAAUAGCUGUGAAAUUAGGUGAUUUCUGAGUUUAAACCUAGCGUUGCUAUUUUUUGUAUAGGUCCCUAAUUAUCUGAAAUAGAAGUGGUUUGAUUUUUGUGUUUUGCGUUCAUAUUUGGAGUGUCAUUGUAACUACUGUAUUGCUGAUGAUGAACAUUAGUUGCAUUUGUUGUUUCUCGGGGUGUGUGUUUUUGCAUCAGUAUUUUAUCCUUAUUAACCUUUUGGGCUCAUCACUGCAUAUAAAUGAUGUAUCGAUGUAACUUAAUUUUUGUAUGUUUUCAUAUUGACGUUUUGUACACAUCUAAAGCUGUAGCUUGCAGGAUUGAUUUAACUUUUUCAUUGUAUGUAUACGGUAUACUACAGUACUCUUUGGUAUGUUACAGGGGCACUGUGAGAUGCCAGGAAAAAAAAAUCUGUUGUGUUCAUUGAACAGCUUCUGUAAUGUUUCCACCAAUUACACAGAAACAUACUCACCACUAAGCUCUCAUACAGGUAGUUAGGCUUGUAAAGGUUUGGGUGAUUAGACUGUGUCCAAAAAUAAAUUUAGCCCAAUGUUUCUGUUCUAAAAUAAUGUUUUAAAACUUGUUUUACUGUUAAAUUGAUUUGAACAAAUAUUUAUUGCAACCUUUUAACUGUUCAAUGUUUUAUCUGGCUGGAAUAUCAGUAUCACAUGUUAUUCUAAACUGCCUUGUGUUCGGAUCGCUCUCCCCUUUAUGAGUGUCUCAUAUCAAAAUUAUGUUUUGUCAAUGCAAAACUGUGGCCAUUUUUAUGUGUUCCUUACUGAAAUUGAGACAGUGUGAGCAGCACUGCGUAUGUGCCUUGAGAUUCAGAAAGUGAGAGUUCAAGAUGGUGAUUUCCUCACCUCUUAUUUGAGGAGGAAGGCAUAGAAUCCAGUUAACAGUCUUUUAACGGCCACAUGACCAGGAAUAAAAACAAAACAAAACAAAACACACAAAAUAGGACUUCAUCACAGUGUCAUGCCAGGGACUUGUACUCCUCUGAUCAGCUUGUAGACAUGGCAGGGGACAUGUACAUGAUGGUGGUUCUCCUGUUUCAGAUAGCCGCCACCAAAGCCUCUCUGAUGAAACACACACAUACACUUUGAAUGAUAUGACACUCAACGAUCUUUGGAUAGUCACUCUGGCUGAACAGCAGAUGCAAUACUUUACAUUGUGCUGUCAUUGCACCACCAAGUGUUCUUAGAUAAUCUCCAUGCUUUACAUUACCUUGCAUGUACAUUUAAGUUGCUUCACUUUGUCUGCCUAGAAGCAGUAUACUCAAAGUAGCUUUUCCAUUGUGCAAGUUAAGACUGAGCGGGAGUAACCAUAGCACAGUUGACAACACUGGCCUUUAAAAUCAGAGGGAGCCAUGCUUUAUAUCCAGUGUAGUCUAUCUGGAUGUUUAUUCUGUGUUCUAGAUGGAAAACUGCUCUGUCAAGGAGAUUAUUGUGGUUUCUCUGCACAGUCAGUCAUGAGUGCAAUACUCCACAUUUGAACGCUGACAUUGAUAUGGUUGUAUGUUUUUUUUUUUGUUAGCUUUUUUUUUCCUUACCUGUAUGCUUUACGGAUCAUACUCGAGUAUCAUUUUGGGAAAGAAAGGUUAUGAUGACAAGGCAUGCACUUGGCAGAUUAGUGCUUGAAAUAGUUCCCCAAUAAUAAGCAUGUGAAAUGUAUUCUGUGUUUUGAUUCCUCCAAAGGUAUUCACCAGCAAUGCGCCUGCAUAAACUCUCCCAUACGUGUUAGGAAAAGAAUGGAUGCAAGAGGAGAGAAAUCUUAAAACUGUUUUUAAUUUUCCACACGAUUGACACCUUGGUUUAUGGAUAUGGAUAACUUUUUUUGUUUGAGGAUUCAUGUAACAUUUAACAGAUAAAACAGUUGUUUGUAAAAUUACUACUAUUAAAGUUAUGACUUUGAUAUCAGAAAAAAAAAUCCUCUGCUGCGGUAUUAUCCUUUAGAGAUGUUAAUUCAGGGUCUGUAUUAGUCUAAAUGUGCUACUGUGUUACCCUUUGAUUUGAUGAGGUUUGCUUUACACAAGCUCUUAUUUUCAGUUUUCUGGUCAUCUGUAUCAAUUUCAGAGUUAAUUCACACUGCAAGUUAUGGAAUCAUCUGUUUAGAUUCAUCAAAUAGACUUGAUUAUGAAAUCUGAACUGUUACUGUUUUAAUACCUGUAGAUUUGUUUGUGGCUUUGUUUUUUUUUUGUUUCAUUUGCUUUUUUAAUUUUGUGCUACGCUAGUUUGCCAUGUAGCAAUUGCACUGUGCAAUAUUUACAGUAUGAGGACUGGGAAAACUAACUCUAUGGAUGUGAUGUCUAUUUACAGUUUGCGAUAGUGUUUCCUCUCUAGUUCUCAGUGAUUUAGGUGUGACCAAGCCUUCUCUACUUUGUCACAUUAAGCGGGUUUUCCAGGUGACUCUUUUGGUGAGUGUCAAAAUAAGACUUUAUGGUGUAUUAUUGUUAAGAUUCACUUUGAAUUAAAAAAAUCUAUUGAUGCA
This is a messenger RNA of Siniperca chuatsi (mandarin fish), 8669 nucleotides long. RefSeq names its product homeodomain interacting protein kinase 3b (gene hipk3b). The coding region runs from base 290 to 4321 and encodes 1343 amino acids. NCBI's taxonomy places the organism in Eukaryota, Metazoa, Chordata, Actinopteri, Centrarchiformes, Sinipercidae. Gene Ontology annotation, cellular component: PML body; nucleus; cytoplasm. The transcript has 17 exons. Gene Ontology annotation, molecular function: ATP binding; protein serine/threonine kinase activity; protein tyrosine kinase activity. The record is from RefSeq and is a predicted model, not a curated record. Gene Ontology annotation, biological process: peptidyl-threonine phosphorylation; peptidyl-serine phosphorylation.